ACCGCUAUCUUGCGACUUACUCUGUAUUGAGCAGGCCGUGUUGUAUGGCAACCUCAACCUGCAGAAUGUUUGGGAUCGUAACAUCGUGGAUAUUCUUUGUCACAUAGAAGAACCUCACACUGAUUCCCUGCAUGGCCAUCACCGUAGACGAGUGCCUAUCAUAUACCCCGCGUAUUCGCUCGCAUGGACCUCUGCUUUUUAUCUCUCCCUUCUCUGAUCUCUACAUCGUGCGCCAUCACUCUGCCUUCGGUCUUUAUCAUAUCGAGUCUACAAACACUUGUCCCUCCGGGCACGCCGAGGGUGAUCUUCUCACGGGGCUCGAUGGCCAGAGAAAAUCCGUCUCACUGCGUUUCUUUCACUAUCCAAUGACGACGAUGGCUCACCAACAUCGACACCACUUCAUACUGCCACUACGUGUACCCGCCUCCCACUCUGAGCCCGCUAAGCCAAGGCGAAUCUCUCUUUCUCCAGUACCACCGCUACCACUGACUUCAAUAUUGACUCAAGACGCGUUCAUUCUUACAGCCGUUACUAUGCUUCCUAAUCUCACUAGUUCGCACGCCCCACCACACUUGAUAAUCCUCCUCGCGUCCUCUCGUCUUCUGGUUGACGUGUCUAUCACCGUUUCCACCUUAAAUUAUGCUGAACCCCAUGUUACGGCCACCCUCGAAUCCCUCCCUGCAUCCGUUCUUCGUUUCAGCUUUGUUUUUAAGUUUGGGUAAAGGCACGAGACACUCCGCUGUGUUAUCGUUGCCUGUUGGUAAUGCAUAAGCCGGGGAUUGCUUCAAUGAAAAAAGGGAAGCAGAAGCUCGAUGAAAGGCCCGCUCUCACGAAACAAGCCAAAACAUGGUCGACGUCAUCAACCAUCAGUUACUUAC
This is a messenger RNA of Desarmillaria tabescens, 878 nucleotides long. RefSeq lists its product as uncharacterized. The transcript has a single exon. NCBI's taxonomy places the organism in Eukaryota, Fungi, Basidiomycota, Agaricomycetes, Agaricales, Physalacriaceae. The coding region runs from base 132 to 722 and encodes 196 amino acids. The record is from RefSeq and is a predicted model, not a curated record.